CCUUCGAAAAGAAAAAAAAACCAUAUUUUAAAAAGUCUUCUACCUAUUCCCCCAUUUUCUCUCCCCUAUAAGUCUAUCUCGGAGAUUGUUUUGCGCCAUUAUUUUCUAACGAUUUCCCUCUCCCUCUCCCUCUCCCUCUCCCUCUCUUUCUGUUCAGUUCCGGAGGUAAUCAUGGCGAGCAUGACCUGUUCCGCCGACCAACUCGCCCCUCUCUUCGGAGCAAACACCACCAACGCCACGGCCGCCGCCUCUUACAUCUGCGACCAGUUCGCCGCCGUGUCCACCAACUUCACCAACACCGGCUACGCCGUCGACACCACCUACCUCCUCUUCUCCGCCUACCUCGUCUUCUCCAUGCAACUCGGCUUCGCCAUGCUCUGCGCCGGCUCCGUCCGAGCCAAGAACACCAUGAACAUCAUGCUCACCAACGUACUCGACGCCGCCACCGGCGGCCUCUUCUACUACCUUUUUGGCUUCGCCUUCGCCUUCGGCACCCCCUCCAACGGCUUCAUCGGCCGCCAUAACUUCGCCCUCAAGUCCUUCCCCUCCUCCAACUUCGACUACAGCUACUUCCUCUACCAGUGGGCCUUCGCCAUUGCCGCCGCCGGCAUCACCAGCGGCUCUAUCGCCGAGCGCACUCAGUUCGUCGCUUACCUCAUCUACUCCUCCUUCCUCACCGGCUUCGUCUACCCCGUCGCCUCCCACUGGAUCUGGUCCGUCGACGGCUGGGCCAGCGCCAGCAACUUGGGCAAUCUGUUAUUCGGGUCCGGAGUCAUCGACUUUGCUGGGUCGGGCGUGGUUCACUUGGUCGGCGGCAUCGCCGGCCUCUGGGGCGCUUUCAUCGAAGGCCCCAGAAUCGGCCGGUUCGAUCACACCGGCCGGUCCGUUGCCCUCCGCGGCCACAGCGCCUCGCUGGUGGUCCUCGGCACCUUCAUGCUCUGGUUCGGGUGGUACGGGUUCAACCCGGGUUCGUUUGUCAAGAUCAUGGUUCCGUACGACACCACGGGCGGGUAUUACGGCCAGUGGAGCGCGAUCGGCAGGACCGCCGUGACAACCACCCUCGCCGGCUGCACCGCGGCCCUGACCACGCUCUUCGGAAAACGGUUUCUCUCCGGCCACUGGAACGUCACCGACGUCUGCAACGGUUUGCUCGGCGGGUUCGCGGCGAUCACAGCCGGGUGCUCGGUGGUGGAGCCGUGGGCGGCCAUUAUCUGCGGGUUUGUGGCCGCGGUGGUCCUCAUCGCCUGCAACAAAAUCGCGGAAAAAGUAAAAUACGACGACCCAUUGGAGGCUGCGCAACUCCACGGAGGGUGCGGCGCGUGGGGGAUCAUAUUCACGGCGCUGUUCGCGAAGGAGGAGUUCGUGAACCAAGUGUACCCGGGAAAACCGGGUCGGCCAUACGGGUUGUUCAUGGGAGGCGGGGGAAGACUAUUGGGUGCUCACAUAAUCCAGAUCCUGGUGAUAAUCGGGUGGGUGAGCGCCACAAUGGGUCCAUUGUUCUUCGUACUCCACAAACUGAAGCUUCUGAGGAUAUCGCCGGAAGAUGAAACGGCGGGUAUGGACUUGACCCGGCACGGAGGAUUCGCUUAUGCUUAUCAAGAUGAAGACGUUGAUGAUCCGCAAAAGGGAAUGAAGAUGAGGAGGAUAGAGCCCGCAGGUUCACUCUCAAGCUAAAUUCCAUUUAAAAAAAAAGUGAUUUUGGGGUUUUAAUUUUUAAGUAAUUGUUAUUAUUAUAUUCUUGGGAGUGUCUGUAAGAUAAUUUUUGUCUUGAAGUGUUGGAGUGGUUGUUGAUACUGAUUGGACUUCUUUUAAAAAAAAAAUAAAAAAUUUCCUCGAGAGUUUGUGCGGUCAA
Molecule: messenger RNA, 1852 nt
Organism: Malania oleifera
Lineage: Eukaryota; Viridiplantae; Streptophyta; Magnoliopsida; Santalales; Ximeniaceae
Product: ammonium transporter 1 member 1
Exons: 1
Coding region: 172-1674 (500 amino acids)
Biological process (GO): ammonium transmembrane transport; ammonium homeostasis
Cellular component (GO): membrane
Molecular function (GO): ammonium channel activity
Source: RefSeq, a predicted model, not a curated record